Molecule: messenger RNA, 5636 nt
Organism: Fundulus heteroclitus (mummichog)
Lineage: Eukaryota; Metazoa; Chordata; Actinopteri; Cyprinodontiformes; Fundulidae
Gene: tead1b
Product: TEA domain family member 1b
Exons: 14
Coding region: 590-1987 (465 amino acids)
Biological process (GO): hippo signaling; regulation of transcription by RNA polymerase II; embryonic organ development
Cellular component (GO): transcription regulator complex
Molecular function (GO): DNA-binding transcription factor activity, RNA polymerase II-specific; RNA polymerase II cis-regulatory region sequence-specific DNA binding
Source: RefSeq, a predicted model, not a curated record
GCCGCCGCCGCCGCCGCUGCUGCCUGCUGCCCGGGCUGGCUGCUGGCCGCUGGGGCCCGGGAUGACGCCACCUCUCGCUCCGCCCCGGCGCAAACUCGCUCCCUGCGUUCAUUUCAUUCCUGCUCUCAUUCCGAGCAUUCUUCGCAUCUCUGUCAGUGCGCGAAGCGAUUCACCUUUUCCUGGCUGGCCCAGAAACACCAGAAUAACUUGACAUAGUAUUAAAAAAAAAAGAAAAAAAAGAAAGAAAAAAUAGAAAAGAAAAAAAAUCCCCACUUACAUCACAUUAGCAAAAGAAAAGGGAUAUUUGUAUAUGACAUAUCAAUAACGAGUUGGCUCGGCCGGGAGUUGUUGGAGCAUUUUCGGACCACCUCGGAGGAAGAAAGAAAGACAGAAAGAAAGAAAGCAAGCAAGAGAGAACCACGGCGGCGGAGACUUGUUGCUUCAGCUCGGCUGACGGGGCUGCUUUAAAAUCGCCAUCGAAGUUUUUGUUUCUGUCUCUCCCUAGUCUGCUCCAGGCUUCAGCUUGGAGAACCCAACCGCCAAGAUUGAUCCCAGCAGCUGGAGCGGCAGCGAGAGCCCUGCCGAGGACAUGGAGCGGAUGAGCGACUCGGCAGACAAGCCUGUGGACAACGAUGCCGAAGGGGUCUGGAGUCCUGACAUCGAGCAGAGCUUCCAGGAGGCCCUGGCCAUCUAUCCUCCAUGUGGGCGCAGGAAGAUCAUCCUGUCAGAUGAGGGAAAGAUGUAUGGUCGAAAUGAGCUGAUAGCCAGAUACAUCAAGCUUCGGACUGGAAAGACAAGGACCCGAAAGCAGGUGUCUAGUCACAUACAGGUCUUAGCAAGAAAGAAAGUUCGAGAAAUCCAAGCUGCCAUUAAGGUACGUCUGGCUUUGCCCAGUUGCAGGGGGCUUUUCAUUGCCAUGGUUACAGGCUCUUCCUUUGUUUUCCUCCCCUCCCCUACCCCGCAGGUGUCUAGUCACAUUCAGGUUCUUGCCAGAAGAAAAUCUCGUGAGUUUCAUUCCAAGCUAAAGGUUACGAGUAUGGACCAAGCCGUGAAGGACAAAGCCCUCCAGAGCAUGGCCUCCAUGUCCUCGGCUCAGAUCGUCUCUGCCACAGCAAUUCACAACAAACUCGGCCUGCCAGGCAUCCCCCGGCCUGCCUUCCCAGGAGCAGGGUUAUGGCAGGGUAUGAUAUCCGCUGGACAGCCGGGAUCCUCACAAGAUAUUAAGCCUUUCACCCAGCAACCGUAUCCCAUCCAGCCAGCAGACACUACAGCCAUUUCAAGUUAUGAACCGGCCGCCCCUCCGACUCCCACGGCUCCAGCAUGGCAGGGUCGCUCCAUCGGCACAUCCAAACUCCGACUGGUGGAGUUCUCCGCCUUCUUAGAGCAACAGAGAGACCCAGACUCGUACAACAAGCACCUGUUUGUACACAUCGGACAGACAAACCAUUCCUACAGCGACGCCUUACUGGAGUCGGUGGACAUUCGUCAGAUUUAUGAUAAGUUUCCAGAAAAGAAAGGAGGACUGAAGGAGUUGUAUGGAAAAGGACCUCAGAAUUCCUUUUUUCUCAUCAAAUUUUGGGCUGACCUAAACUGCAACAUUCAAGAUGAUACUGGGUCCUUCUAUGGCGUGACCAGCCAGUAUGAGAGUUCAGAGAACAUGACCAUAACAUGCUCAACAAAGGUUUGCUCCUUCGGCAAGCAGGUCGUUGAGAAAGUAGAGACUGAAUAUGCACGGUUUGAGAACGGACGCUUCGUCUACCGGAUAAGUCGGUCUCCCAUGUGUGAAUACAUGAUCAACUUCAUCCACAAGCUAAAACAUCUCCCUGAGAAAUACAUGAUGAACAGCGUCCUGGAGAACUUCACCAUCUUAUUGGUGGUGUCAAAUAGGGACACCCAGGAGACCCUGCUAUGUAUGGCGUGCGUAUUUGAGGUGUCGAACAGCGAGCACGGCGCCCAGCAUCAUAUCUACAGACUGGUAAAGGAAUGAAAGCUCUCUCUCCGUUUUAUUAUUAUUAUUAUUAUUUUUGUCUUCAUGGACUUAUCGACCCUCAAAAGAAGUGGCAGUGCCUCUGCGUUAAAGUCAGCCUCUUCCGAUGCUCUUUGGUUGAGGAAUGAGGUGAAGUCAGUUCGUCAUGAGUUUGAUGUAAGUGUUGUUUGACCGCAGCUGUGAAAUACGGUACAGUUGUUUUACGUUCUAAUGGGAUAUUUUAUGGGAAUUUUCAUUUUCAAAUAUGUUUAGUCGGUUGUUCCAAAAAUAAUUAAGAUGAUUUAUUUGUUAUAUGGAAAUAUGUGUGUUGUCUUUUUCUGCUUUGUCAUGUAGACUAAAGGUGAAAAAAAAGAAAGAAAAAAAAAAGAAAAAACUUGCAGCCGGUGAUGGUCUGUACAGGAUGUUUUGUAAAUCUGUGCUUCAUAAUUUGUCCGAAUACAUCAUGUAGAAAAAAAAAACUUAUUCCAGCAAAAUAGACUUCCCAAAGAAACACAACUAAUGCUAGAAAUAUAUAAACACGGUGUUUGAAAGCGUAUGCCUCUAAAAACGUGUGUACAUUCCUGUUAAAGCACUCCAGCUCUCAAGCACCGACAAGAAAACACCGAAACAGCAGAACGCUGUCUAGCGUGCAUACAGUGUCCCGCAAAAGUAUUCAUCCUCCUUGAACUUUUUGACAUUUUGUAUCAUUAAAACAACAAACCUCAACAACAUAAAGCAGUGUAUAACUGUGUAGUUUAAGGAAAAAGAUACUUGGUUUUAAAAUUUGCCCACAAUCUGAAAAGCGUGCGCCUCCUGAGUCAAUACUUUGUGAACCGCCUUUCAGUGCAAUGACAUCUGCGAGUCUUUUAGGGAGUGGAUGGAGAAUAUCUGUGAUCGUCAAUGGUCACCUCUUGCCAUAGAUUCUCAUUAGAUUUUUUGGUCUUGACUUUGACUGGGCUGUUUAGGGUUGUCGUCCUGCUGGAAGAUGAAGGAUGAACCUUCAGCAGGACGACAAACUGUAAUCAGCACUUCUCAUGAGAUUCCUUCAGCAAUGGCAUCCUUCUUGCUGUUUUUCUAUAAACGGCAGAUUUGUGGAUUGUUUUCUGUCGACAGAUUCUCAUACCUGAGCUGUGAGUCUCUGCAGCGCCUCCAGAGUUAACAUGUACUUGUUGGCUGCGCCACCGAUAAAUGCCUGUCCGUUUAGGUCAACGGCCGUGUCUUGGCAGGUUUGCUGUUACACCGUGCUCUUUUAUGCUGAAAUUAAAUUGCACACUUAUUAAGUGAAUCGUCAAGGAAAUCUAUUGUAUUUUUUUUAUUUAAGAGACUGGAUUAAAAAGGGGCUGAAUUACAUUUUGAUGAAUUGCAAGAGAAUGUGAAAAAGUCUAAGAAUUAUGAAUACUUUACCAGGCACUGUAUAUAACCCAUACCUAUCCGCCAAGAAUUUUUCUUCUGCCAACAAGUAUUUUUUGUGUGACAAUUGAUAGGAGAACACCUCCCAAGACUCUGAAUUGGACCCGUCUGGCCCAGAAGCACUUUGUUCUCCUCUCAGUGCUCGCCUUAGUGAUGCUGCAGCUUUUAAAACCCACAGGUUAAAUUAUGGAGACACUACAGAUCACUCUGAGUUAGCACUCCUCGGGCUCGGGGUGUAAUGAUUCCUGUCGAGUUCACGUGUUUCUGUUGCCCGCUUUCAAUCCUAAGCCUUAAAACUAAUAAAACUGUUUGCGAACUCCAAAAGAUGCCAUAAAAACUGUGAACUCUCAUUACCUUAGACCUGUUUCGUUUGCAGUGUGUAUUCAGUACAAUCAGCCAAAGUGUAAGUGUACAGUGCCUUAGAAUGUACCCAUUACCUUUUUGUUUAGGUGGUUUUGUGAACGAAACAGGCAAACUACUCCUGUCAUCUUAAAUUACACUUUAUCAAAUCAGUACAAUCCUAGAAAUCCAGUUUCAUUAUUUUUUAAGACGCAGUACACUUAUGAUGGGAUAGGUUUGUAAGCUAGGAGAAGGGGUUCUAAUGAUUUUUUUUUUUUUACCAGUGUAAUACAAACACCUAACAGCUGCCUUUCCUGUUGCAAAAGACCAAAAAGAAUCGGGAGAAUCUCUUGUUGUGUUCUGCAUGGUAGCGAGGAAGUGCCUUUUGGUUUCAAAUUCCCAGCUUCAAAAAGAUUAAACUGACAUUUAAAAAAAAAGAAGAAAAAAAUCACUUUUGCUCAACCAAAAACAGAACACAAGUGACACCAAUCACCACAUUGCCUUUUUUUUUAAAGGACUGAGGACUGAUUGACAGCAGGAGAAAUGCAGCUAAUGAGUAAAUCAUUCUUAAUUACAAUAUUGAUCAAUUAAAAUAAAUUAAAAAAACGUGUCUGAAGAAAUGUGUUUUCCUUGCUUUAGACUUUCAGUUUUACCACCCCGCUGGCUGCAGGCAGGAUGCAAAAUCACUGAAGUGGUUUGUUUUGUGCACACUUGCAGGUUCAAGUGGGCGCAGAGUUUUAGAAAGACUGCAGUCUCCUUAUUGUAGAGACCGCUCUCUCACACGCGAGGAAUCUGUGCAAAAGAAAAAAAACACAAUAACAAGCAACUGAGGUUUCCUUUAGUGAUGCAGACACACUUGUGUGUCUCUAGCUUUUAGCACCUGAUGGAAUUUUAAAAAUAAAAGUUUAUUUAAUAGCAUUAAAUCUAAAAUGACACAUAGGACCGUUUUCUAGUUAAACCGGGAUUUGUGUCCUAACGUUCUUACAGCUGCUAAUGCGGUGUGAGUGGGGGCGUCAAAGCUAAUACUUACACUGAAAGGAUCUUAAUUACUUAAACAGUUUACUGUUUCUUACAAAGAUUUUAGUCAUUUGAGGAGAUUUAGUCAAAGAAUAAAUAAAUAAUUACAGACAACGUCUCUGGAGGAUGCAGUUAGAGUUCAGUCUUUUAGUAUUUUUGCCACAGCCCUGUGGGCAGCCUGGGGCUGUAAUAACCUUUGUUCAUAUGUUUACCCUGUGUAUCUGUUCACAUUUAUUGAUGACACUCUGUAGUGAGAUGUUUUUUUUUUCUUAUUGUACCUGUAUACUUUGUUCUAAGAUGACAUUGUCUGUAUACUGAGGUCCAUUCCGAUGGCAAUGUUGUCACUGCUGCACUGCUGACAUAUAAACACUAAAACCGCAGGACUGAUGCCUCCGAUGGCACUAACGUCUGCUGGACCAUUUUAAGGGAAAAUGGACACACACAAAGAGCUACAUUCAAUCAUGCUACAAACAUAUCAGCAGUUUAGCUCUUGUUAUUUGUAAUGUCCAUUUUCAGACUGGGUACUGGUACCUUUCUGGAUUAUGAUCAUCUCGGAUGAUGAUGGCUUUAAAGUGAUUUUUGAAAUGGCUCACAUGUUCACUCACUUUGGUUCUGUGUGCAGAUCUUUCUUGUUGUUUUUUCGUAUAAAUGUGUUUUGUAUAAAAGUAUAUCUUAGGCUUUUCUUGGUACAGAUGUGUGAUAUAUUUUUUUUUUUUCAUAUUCAUGAACGUAAAGUGUCGGAUCAACGGAGGGAAAAGAAGCUGUGCUGUUUCCGUGUUCUGCUCAUGGUCUUGUCUUUGCUCCGUGACAUUAUGAUGCCUUCUUGACAACACUAGAUAUUUUGUAGCUUUCUAGAUACUUUCUAUGUAUGCAACAUUGAAGUUUAAUAAAUCUGAAACAAAGA